Messenger RNA from Lagopus muta (rock ptarmigan), 2403 nucleotides. RefSeq names its product proton activated chloride channel 1 (gene PACC1). Gene Ontology annotation, cellular component: cell surface. Lineage: Eukaryota; Metazoa; Chordata; Aves; Galliformes; Phasianidae. The transcript has 9 exons. Bases 303 to 1262 code for a protein of 319 amino acids. The record is from RefSeq and is a predicted model, not a curated record.
CUGGCGGCGUUCCCGGCGGCCUCGCGCCGUUGCCCAGGCAACCGGGGUCCCGGCUUCCCCUGGAGCGCGCCCUGCCCGCCGGGACCCGCUCCUCCGCCCGGGUUGAGGAAAAAAUUCACAUGGAUUUUUAUGCACUCUUCUGCAAGAAUAAGCAUAGAAAGAAAGAAACUGCUGUGAAACCAAGUGGUUCCUCCCAGUGGGGCAGAAAUCUGAAGGACUUUUCAUUUCCAGAGUACAGCAAUUAGCUGAGUGAAGAUGUGGAACAAGUAUCUGAAAACCCGACAGAUGAGAGAGAAGGAGAGAUGGAAGUUGAUGAAGAUACCAGCUCUGCUAUUUUACCAGAUAGCGAACUGGGUACCGGUGCCCCAUCCUUGCGUUUCAGCAAGACCUGCCUAAAGAAUGUGUUCUCAGUAAUUCUCCUGUUCAUUUAUCUGCUACUUAUGGCUGUAGCUGUGUUCCUUGUCUACCAAACCAUCAGUGACUUCAGAGAGAAGCUCAAGCACCCUGUGAUGUCUGUCUCGUACAAGGAAGUGUCCUUGUAUGAUGCACCUGGUAUUGCCUUUUACCCAGGAAAGGCUCGGCUGCUCAGCUGCAAGCAUCAUUACUAUGAUCACAUUCUGCCUCUGAUAAAUCCAGGUCAGCCGGGAGACAUUGAGUGCACCACACAGAGUAUCAACUACACAGAUCCUUUUACUAAUCAAACUAUGAAGUAUGCUUUGGUUGUUCAAGGCCCUCGUGACGUGAAGAAGAAGGAGCUGGUGUUUUUACAGUUUCACUUAAAUGGAACAGACCAAGAUUUUAGUGCCAUUGACUACCUUCUGUUUUCUUCUUUCCAAGAGUUCGUCAACAGUCCAGAAAAAGCAGAAUUCAUGAAGGACUGUGAAAGUUCAUACUCCAGCUGGAAGUUUUCUGGAGGCUUUCGAACUUGGGUCAAGAUGUCCUUGGUGAAAACAAAGGAAGAGGAUGGCAGAGAGACUGUGGAAUUCAAACAGGAGACUAGUGUGGUUAACUACAUUGACCGGAGGACUAAGCUGAGAAGUGACCAGCUGUUUUUUGUGGUGUUUGAAUGGAAAGAUCCUUUUAUACAGACUGUUCAAGAUAUAAUCACAGCAAAUCCUUGGAACACGAUCGCCCUUCUCUGCGGUAUCUUUUUGGCUCUGUUUAAGGCUGCAGACUUUGCUAAGCUGAGUGUUAAGUGGAUGAUCAAAAUCCGAAAGAGACAUCUGAAGAGAAGAAGUCAAGUAAUGAACCAUAUAAGCUGAGACUAAAACUGCCCCGUAAGUAUCUGCAACAGAAGGGACAGCACAACUGGAAUAAGCUUCCACUGGCAAUACAGCAAACAGGUAUGUUUUCUUCAGGAAAAACACUGCUGGAGGAACAGCCUCAUGAACUGACAUCUGAACUCCUGAGAAGAGCUUAACUCUAGGAAUGCUAGGACAGCUCUAACAAACUCAUGCUUUUCUAGUCCAGAUUUAACAAGUUUACCUCGGUAUGUGGGGGGGGAGAUGUCACUAAUGUAGCAGUUAGAUUCUUUAAAAACAAACAAAAAAAAAUGAACUGUUUUGAAUGCUUCUCAGAACAGGGGGUGUGAAAUGCUGCCUGAACUCUGAACCUGCAUCUGCUACCAGAAUGCAAUUAUUUCUUUGACCACACUUAGUGGAAGGUAGAACCCAAACAACAAAACAGUCCGGCCUCCCCUCUCCAAAGAAUGUUAAAACAAAAUACACUGGAAUUCUACUACAUCAUUUUUCAUUUAAAGUGUAUUGACUUGAAUAUUAAAAAAAUAAUAAAAAUAAAAUAUUGGAGUGAGCUGUCAUAUCCUUCUCUGAAACUGCCUGCUCUCAGAUGCAGCUGGAGUUUUACAGGAGGUCAUCCAGAUGGGAAUAUUAAUGCAAGAUGUUGAAGUUUACUAAAUAAGUAGAUUUUAUUUAUGUAUUUCUGAUCAGUCUAAGUCAAGCAACUUGAUAGUUUCAGAGAUAGACUUAGGCUGCUGCUCCUCCCUGUUUCUUGCAGUCUUUGCUAAGGUAUUAAAGAAGCCUUUCAUCAGCCUGCUGCUUAAAUGUGAUUCUCUGUUAUAAAGAGAAUGUGCACUAACGAGCCAUGCUGGGGUGGUGGAGUCCUUUUCUUCCUUAUAAGUCCCUUGCUGGUCAGAUGCCUAACAACUCGGAGCUGUGCUGUCUACAAGGCAGCUGUGCACCACUCAGUGCUGUGUGUUUGCUCUGAAAGGUUUGUUGCAAGGAAGGAAGCAUACCACAUCAUAUUUUGCUGCUUCCAUCCUCUGCUAAUGGCUUGUUAAUGGAGUGGUAAGUGUACUUCCAAUUUUUUUUUUCCUUCUAAGGAAGUAUAGUAACUUUCAGGUGAUUUCCAGAGCAAAAUCGAGGCACUUGCUCAGGUUUAGAAGCC